This is a messenger RNA of Linum tenue, 591 nucleotides long. Lineage: Eukaryota; Viridiplantae; Streptophyta; Magnoliopsida; Malpighiales; Linaceae. The record is from the annotation of a GenBank genome assembly.
AUGGCGAAGAAACAGAGCAAUGUGAGCCGCAGGGCGUGGAACAUCCUCCGCCUGGCGUUGCUCUGGGCGCGAAAAGGCGGCGUCUUCAAGAGACGGCUGGUGAUGGAUCUCCGCCUGGUCCCCAAGUUCAUCAAGAGCAUGGCGCCCGCUUCUUCUUCUUCUUCCUCUGGCGCCCGAAUUGGCUUCUACGGAGAAAGGGAGCUCUCCUUCGACAAGACUCCUCUGUUCCAAGUGAAAAUGCACCGCCCUGCAUCCAUGCGCUUCAUCAUUCCUUGCAUUACUCCCCACCAGGCCGAUUUCGACUACAAUGAUGUCGAUGAUGAUGAGAACAAUGUUUUCUACGGUGAGGGCCGGCCUUGCACUAGCGGAAGGAGGAUUAGCAGUUGCAUAGAUGGCAACGACGGCGACAUUGUUGUUGUUGACGAUGAAGAAGACGACUACGAGGAGCAGUAUUCCGACGAGGAAUGCUCGGUGGUGGAGGAAGAAGAAGCGGAAGGGAUAGACUCUCGAGCCGACAAGUUCAUUGCUCAGUUCUAUGAACAAAUGAAGCUUCAGAGGCAGGUUUCAUACCUGGAGUACCACAAGAACUGA